This is a messenger RNA of Patiria miniata (bat star), 1273 nucleotides long. RefSeq lists its product as uncharacterized. The transcript is spliced from 3 exons. Bases 257 to 1012 code for a protein of 251 amino acids. Lineage: Eukaryota; Metazoa; Echinodermata; Asteroidea; Valvatida; Asterinidae. The record is from RefSeq and is a predicted model, not a curated record.
ACCAAUCUUGUACUGUAGGUUUGGAACAGAAUGUCCAAUUCGUAUACCAAUUUACUUGAUGUACUUUUAUCUUCGACGUUCCAUUCUACGACAAAUUGGACAAUAUUGCAUUUUUUUCUCACUGAAGUGUGGUUUCUCACCGAAGUGUGGAUGGAAAGGACAGUGAUGGUUUAGGUAUAGCAAACUGUCGAGUUUCAGUAUUGACUCUAUGUUGCACAGCUUUUCUUAAAGGAAUUUUUUUAAAGCGUUUCUCGUCAUGAAUUUCGACGUGUUUCGCUUGGAACUGAGGUUUUUUAUUUUCAACCUCGCUCUCGUGGUCACCCUGGUGUCUUGCUCGUCCAACAGCACAUCGUACCAAUCUGCACUUUUCGAAACCGGCUCUGGACACGACGUUGAGCACCGUCCAAUCUCGUCUGCUCGUUUCGCUUCGCGUACACGAUGUGCCGCCCACUGCCUUACGGAGAAGCAUUGUCGAUUCUACAGUUACGACAAAGGUACCUUGGAGUGCGUAUUGAGGGAUGCUUCUGUCGUGUCACCAACGCAGCCGAGCGUGGGUUAUCUCACCAGACGUGUGUGCACCAGUACCUACAAAACCCAGGGUCAAUUCAAGUACCUUUACCCGCUACCCCCCUUCAGUGGCCAGGCGGUGUUGGAUUUUUCCGUGCAGACUAUUGCGGAUGCUAUAGUCAGCCUGUCUACAAACGGGACCUUCAAAGGCGUGAAAUAUGAACUGGUAAUUGGUGCAAAUGGAAACACAAACACAUAUCUGCGCCUUGGCUGGAAAUACACCCCCUUCGUAAAUAGGAGAACGGUGGGCGUGGUCAGCGAGCACGAGAUGCGACGCUUCUGGCUGCGGUACGAUCACGGCACCUUCGCCCUAGGCAAACACGAGAGGGCGGCCUACCUGGAGUGGACCGACCCAACGCCCCCGGCGAAUCCCCCCAGAUUCAUCGGCUUCGGAAGCUGGGUUAGGCAUGCGGACUGGGUGGUCCAUGGCAACUGUCCUGCAUAAGAAACAUCUCAAACGUUGACAGGGCGCCCUCAUGUGUUAAACGCUGGCACAUAAGGGGCAAUGGAAGACUUUUGAGACGCAUGAUGGUAGCAAACACACCGGUCCCUGUCAAUCGUUUGCGUCAUAUUGAACAUGCGCACAUUAGCUUAAACAUGAUGCAAACAAUUGAAAAGGACCGGUGUGUUUGAUGCCACCAGUUGUCUUAAAAGUCUACCAUUAUUGGUUUAAACUCUUCACUUGCAUGUUAUACACUCUAAGAAA